AUGCUCUUCAGCAACAUGUUUGCGGCGGCCGCUCUGGUCAGCACCGCCUUCGCUGCUCCUUCCAACAAGGAGACCCGCGCAAGCCGAAAGCUCCAGUUCUUCGGCAUCAACGAAUCUGGUGCUGAGUUCGGCGAGAAGAACUUCCCUGGUGUCUACAACAAGGACUACAUAUGGUACGACACCAACACCAUCGACCAGUUCAUCGGUCAGGGCAUGAACAUGUUCCGCUUGAACUUCUUGAUGGAGCGCCUUACACCCAACACCUUGACUGGUGCCUUUGACCAGGCCUAUCUCGGCAACUUGACCCAGCAGGUCAACUACAUCACCGGCAAGGGCGCAUACGCCAUGAUCCAGCCGCACAACUACGGCCGCUUCUAUGGAAACAUCAUCAACGACACCGCUGGCUUCAAGACGUGGUGGCAGAACGUCGCCGCGCAGUACAAGGACAACGCGCUCGUCAUGUUCGACACCAACAACGAGUACCAUGACAUGGACCAGACGCUCGUAUUCAACCUGAACCAGGCCUCGAUCGACGGCAUCCGCGCUGCGGGCGCCACAAAGCAGUACAUCACCCCCGAGGGCAACUCGUGGAGCGGCGCGUGGACGUGGAUCAGCUCGGGUAACGGAGCCUCGCUCGUCAACCUCAAGGAUCCCCAGGACAAGCUCAUCUACCAGAUGCACCAGUACCUCGACUCGGACGGCUCUGGUACUUCUACAACCUGUGUCUCGGCCACUAUCUUCAAGGAGCGACUCCAGGCUGCGACUCAGUGGCUCAAGGACAACAAGAAGCUGGGUCUUAUCGGCGAGUUCGCUGGUGGCAACAACACUCAAUGCAUUUCGGCACUCCAGGAUGGUCUUACGUACCUUGCGCAGAACUCGGAUGUCUGGACCGGUGCUUUGUGGUGGGCUGCUGGUCCGUGGUGGGGUGACUACAUUUUCAACAUGGAGCCCAGCACUGGCGUUGCGUGGGUAAACAUCCUGCCCAAGAUCAAGUCUUACUUCAUCUCUUAG
Didymella exigua CBS 183.55 is the source of this 1011-nucleotide messenger RNA. RefSeq names its product glycoside hydrolase family 5 protein. Gene Ontology annotation, biological process: glucan catabolic process. Lineage: Eukaryota; Fungi; Ascomycota; Dothideomycetes; Pleosporales; Didymellaceae. The transcript has 2 exons. Gene Ontology annotation, molecular function: hydrolase activity, hydrolyzing O-glycosyl compounds. The record is from RefSeq and is a predicted model, not a curated record. The coding region runs from base 1 to 1011 and encodes 336 amino acids.